AUUUGGUGUCUCUAUAUUCCUUUUUUUUAUGUUUUUUUUUUGAAAUUAACUAUUGUCUCUUUCUCUUUUUUUCCUUUCAAAAUUUGGUCAAGCAAUCACUGGAGAUCUAUGAACUAAUAGGCAUUUGCAGCAGCUGACUCAAGAAAAUACUCAUAAAACCACAACUGAAAAUGCAAAAGAAAUCAGUAAAACCCAAAGAAGAGGACUUCAAGCCAAUAACAACAAUCUUAUAAAAACUUUCACAAACCUCCCAUCAACAAUAAAGAUAUCAAGAUCAAAAAAGUGUUGAGAGCAAGAUUAGUAAUGAAAUGUCACUUUAAGCGGAGUUGAGCAGCUCAGGAUUAUAUUUCUGUUUUGAGUUAGAAAAGUUUUGAAGCUCCUCAAGAGACUGGUUUUAUGAAGUGCUCUGUUGAUUGUGUUGCUUGCGAACAAUGGAUAGCUCGAUGCUUAAACAGCUUGUUGCUCAGAGAAUCAUACAGGACUUGUCCUCCACCAGCGACACUUACGACUCGGUAUCAGACUAUCUUCUCCUGAAGAUAAAGAGCGAUUUUUUGGAGUGCACCCACCACCAGGUGAAUGACAACUACAUUUCAGACAUAAACGAGUUUAAUUUCAGUGAUUUAAAUCUAGAUGACGAAGAGGUAUCAGGGCUAUUGUUUCUUGUUGUUGAAAAUGCCAUGGAUGAACUAAUGAAUAAGUUUGAUAGAAUUGUUGGCGAUUUUCCAGAUUACAUUUCUCAAAUUAAUUUAGAAUAUGAACAAAAUUAAAAACUUAAACCCGAUUCUGUAUGAAACUAAUAGUUAUCUUUGCAGAGAAAUUAAGGGAUGUGGUUUUAGACAUAGAAAGUUAAUUAUUUUAAAAAGAAACCAUUUUUAUUAUGUAUUAUUGACUUAUAAAAAGCCAAGCAGGAAUAAAUAAAGAAAAGAAAAAAAAAGCCAAAAAAUAAAAGAACAAAAAAA
This is a messenger RNA of Ascoidea rubescens DSM 1968, 959 nucleotides long. RefSeq lists its product as uncharacterized. The transcript has a single exon. Lineage: Eukaryota; Fungi; Ascomycota; Saccharomycetes; Ascoideales; Ascoideaceae. Bases 432 to 767 code for a protein of 111 amino acids. The record is from RefSeq and is a predicted model, not a curated record.